UUCUCUCUCUCCAAAACCAUUUUUAAUAGUCCUCAUUUGUUCUUCAAAUAUAGGUGUUUUCAUUUCUGUCUGUCUCCAUUUUCUAUCUGUUUUGGUGAUCUGUUGAUUGAGAAUUCGAACUAGUAAUGGCUGGAAUUUGCUGUGGAGUUGUUAGUGAAAGUGAGGCAGCUGCUGCAGUAGCUGAACCAAGCUCUCGAGCUUCAAGGCGGAGAAGAUUAGAGCUUCGGCCUUUCAAGGUCGUCGCAGAUGCUUCCGUGCUACCAGACAGCUGGAAACGGCAAAAACUCGAUAUUUUAACUACUAGUCUUAUACCAUCGGAGGCUUGUCCUCGUGAUUGCAAUAACGCAGUAGAGAGUUGUAAAGGAAGUGAAGAAAAUGGAAACUCAAACAAGCGUUUAGAUUUAAAUAAUGAAUCGGUGAAGUCGGAGCGCGAAGAGAUAGACGAAUCUCCAAAAUUUGGUAUGACUUCUGUAUGUGGAAGAAGAAGAGAUAUGGAAGACGCCGUUUCGAUACAAACGUCCUUAACUGACACAAAAACGUCUUUCUUUGGUGUGUUUGAUGGUCACGGUUGUUCUCAUGUGGCGACGAAAUGCAGAGAACGGUUGCACGAUAUAGUGAAAGAGGAAAUAGAAACGUAUGAACAAGAGAAGUGCAUACAGUGGAAGGAAACAAUGGAGAGAAGCUUUGAUAAGAUGGAUAAGGAGGUGGGAGUAUGGUUCUGCAACGACGGAGAUAAAACUGCCAAGUGCCGUUGUGAGCUUCGAACUCCACAGUGCGAUGCUGUUGGAUCAACUGCUGUUGCUGCUGUUGUGACUCACGACAAGAUUGUGGUCUCCAACUGCGGAGAUUCCCGUGCUGUCCUAUGCCGCAACGGUGUUGCCAUCCCGCUUUCUUCUGAUCAUAAGCCUGAUCGGCCAGAUGAAUUAGUCAGAAUCCAAGAAGCUGGUGGCCGUGUAAUCUACUGGGACGGCGCUAGAGUCUUGGGAGUUUUAGCCAUGUCUAGAGCAAUCGGUGAUAAUUAUUUGAAACCGUAUGUGAUACCGGAACCGGAGGUGACAGUGACUGAACGGAGGGAGGAGGAUGAGUGCCUAAUUUUGGCAAGUGAUGGUCUUUGGGAUGUAGUGUCCAACGAGACAGCAUGUGGAGUUGCGAGGAUGUGUCUACGUGCUGAGGGGCCACUAUCGCCGCCGGGUUUGACGGGCAGCGACGCCGGGGUAGGCGGUGGUUCUGUUGAGAGCUCUGAUAAGGCAUGCUCUGAUGCUUCAAUUCUGCUGACCAAGCUUGCCUUGGCUAGACACAGCACGGACAAUGUUAGUGUUGUGGUGGUUGAUUUAAGAAGGAAACAACAUCAACAGCAAUCAAAUAGUAGAUAAAUUUAAGGAUAAAAAUUAAGAAAAAGAAAAGAAGGGAGUGUUAUUAACCACACUCAAAAGAAAGAAAAGAAAAGAAAUUAUUACAAGCCGUUAAAUAUAUGGAAUAGUUUUCUUUAAUUAUUUUUUUCCUUUUAUUAAGCUUCGGUUGUAAUUUGUAGAGGCUCCUUCUGAAAGGAGGAGAGAUUUAAAAGGAAAAAAGAAAGUUAUGGUGUUUCAUAA
Messenger RNA from Ricinus communis (castor bean), 1592 nucleotides. Its product is annotated as protein phosphatase 2C 37. Gene Ontology annotation, biological process: protein dephosphorylation. Gene Ontology annotation, molecular function: protein serine/threonine phosphatase activity; cation binding. The transcript is spliced from 4 exons. NCBI's taxonomy places the organism in Eukaryota, Viridiplantae, Streptophyta, Magnoliopsida, Malpighiales, Euphorbiaceae. The coding region runs from base 126 to 1373 and encodes 415 amino acids. The record is from RefSeq and is a predicted model, not a curated record. Gene Ontology annotation, cellular component: cytosol; nucleus.